CUUCACACUCCCGAACACACACACACACAGACGCAGUGAUUGCGAGAGAGUGAAGUAUAGCCAAGCUUGCCUUUGUGUUCAUCUUCUUCGCCGCCGUCGCCGCCGCCGCCGCCGUCUCGUGCUCUUCUCUUUGCACGCCGCGCUCCCUGACCUCGCCCUCUGCUCGCCGGGCAUUCCCGCGCGCGCAUCUCUCUCUGCGCUCGAGCUCCGUCGUUCUCUCGGGAGGGGGCCGGAAAUGGUGCCGAUCGAGGACGUGUGCGGCUUCCAAGCCUUCGGCUUCGUGUAGAGCCCUUCGACCCGAGCGCCUCUCUCCCUCGAGUUGUCGGCGCUCUCUCUCUCUGUCUGUCUCUCUCUCUCUCUCGCUCGCCAGUUUCUUUCUCCCCCUCCGAGAGCUUCGCCGGCGCGGCUUAUGGCUUUCCGGGGACCGACCGCCGUGAACCUGGAUCCCGAGCGGAAGAGUAGCGGCGGAUUGAGGACGAAGCAGGCCGGAAGAGGAUCGUGUCGCGGGAGUUAGGCCCUGCAGCGAGCUGCGUGUCCCCCCCUUCGCGGAAAUGCGCAGUGGCCAGCGCGGAUAGUUCGUUCGUGUUUUUUCCCCCUUCCUCUUUUGCCCUAAUUGCCGGUGCAUGGUUUGUGGAUUUGUCGAGUUUGUGUUAUUGCGAGUUUCUCCAGUUUGGGAGGUUUUUCGUGUUUUUGGGGGGGCUCGAGGCCAUGGGCUACCUGCUGAAAGAGGCUCUGAAGACCCUGUGCGGUGUGAAUCAGUGGUCGUACGCCGUGUUUUGGAAGAUCGGCCGCCAAAAUCCCAAUUCAUUUCUUCUUUGCGGCCCUGGCCAAACUAGUCUCUCCGCCCUCUGCUCGGCAACGCAGUUCCCCUGCUCGCAUUCGGUUAGAGAUGAAUUAACUCAAAGAAGCGAGAACGGCGUUGAAAAGCAUUAGAAAAAUGGCAGCUUGUGAUGUUUGGCAAGAACUACUUUUGGUUAUUCGAGUCUCUAAAUGUUUCUCACUGGAUGACUCUUGUACUGUCCCUUCCCUCUGCCCAGAUACAUAUCUUGCCAAUCCAUGUCGGAUUUUCAAUGUUAGCUCAAACUUAUCUACCUUCUUACGACUUGCUGUACCUGGAGAGCAACCUUAACGUGAUAUUUGGCUUCUUCCUUCGUCUCUGCUGCUGCUAAGAGAAAUGAAGCGAAGUUCGAGUCGAUUGUCCUUUCCUUUUCCAAUCCUUGUUGACAUAUGAACGGUCUAUAAUCCCUUCAGCCGAACCUUCCCCACGCUGCUCUCCACUUUGCACAGAACUCGAUGUUUGCCUCUUUUAGCAAAAGGCGGUGGUCUCUAGUUGUAGCCUUAAGUUUUGGAGCUCUUUGUUGUCAUCCAUGAUGAAAUACAUAAUGUUGCCAUGGCAGGCUGUUGAUUUGGGAAGAAUGUUACUACGAGCCCAUGACAUUUUCUCUUCCUCCCCAAGUUUCUGGAUCUGAUCCUUCUGAAGCGCCAACUGGAGGUUGGGAAGCUAAAGAUAGAGUUCAAAUGCUCAUCGAAAGAAUGAUGACCAAAGCUCAAAUUAGUGUUGUUGGUGAAGGAAUAAUUGGCCGGGCUGCAUUCACAGGAGAUCAUGAAUGGAUUGUUUCAAUGAGUUACAGUGGACAUGCCCAUCCACCCGAGGUUGUAAAUGAGGUCCAUCACCAAUUCUCUGCUGGCAUACAGACAGUUGCAGUUAUUCCUGUUCCUUUUCAUGGUGUUGUGCAACUUGGCUCUUCGGUAGCUAUCAUGGAGCACAUGGGGUUUGUAAAUGAUGUAAAGAGCUUGAUCCUGCAAGUGGCCUGCAUCCCUGGUGCUCUAUUUUCUACGAGUUCUGCUGGAAAAGCUGGGAUGUUAGGCUAUCCUGGAACCAUCACUUGCUUUCCUCCUGGAAAUUGUCAAGUGAUUGGCUCGGAAUCUGUGAUGACUAGCAGCUGCAAAGAUACGAGCAACUCUUCUCGCACUUCAGGGCUUGUUGGACGAUCUUCCCCACUAAUUACUAACACAGUGGAUAAUCUGAAGACUGCUGCAUCUACAUCACUUACACUUGAAAAAGCCCCAUCUCUAGCUGAAUUCUAUAGUCACCCCUCCAAACCUAGUCGUGCAUCGCUCAUGAAGACCAGCCUUUCUCCCAGUGGCGAAGUAGAUUCGAGGCUAGUCAGAGCUGAAGUUAUUCCUGCGAAUCUUGAUGUGUGGCUGAACCAGCAUGCUGUUGCAUGCAAUUUGGGGAAUGAAAAUAGAGGUCAAACUGCUCUUGGUCCAACAAAUGGUACAUGCAGCAUCUUUGAGCCUAUCAAAAAGAAGAUAUCAGCAGGUGUUGUGCCUGAGAAACCUGAUAAUAAAUGGACCAGUUUUUUAAAUAGCACUGUCACCGCUCAACCUGGAAGAAAUGGAUGUUCAAUCGUUGACCCGUGCAAAACCUCUGAUGCCACUCAGUUACUUCAAAAUGCUAAGCUGCUGCAUGAAGUAACUCAUCCUCCUAGAUCAAUAUCUGUUUCGUGCUCUCUUUCUGAAUCUGUCUCUACGAAUCUGGUUGGAAAUGCAUCAUUUCACGAUGGUGAUUUCACUAAAUUAGAGGGCAUUCCACUAUUUAAUUUGUCAGAACAAUUGCUUUCUGGAGCCUCUGAUCAGAGAAAUCAUCUAAUGAGCACGAAGCAUGCUCAGACUGAAUUGCCUUCUAAGAAACAGAGGAUGGUUGAUGAUUUUUCCCAACUAGUCAUGCCACCAAACUAUUCAAAUAUAUCUUUGAUUGAGCAGAAGCCUGAGUGGGCUCAUGCUUCCGAGAAGCUUGAGGGUGCAAGUAAAAAGGUGAUUUCCACAUGUAACACGUAUGAAAAUGCGUCUGUCCAACAAUUAGUAAGGAAUGAUCUUUUUGAUAUUUUGGGAGCAGACAUGACAAUUGAUAUUAUUGAUGGUAACUUAGAAAGUUUGCUGACUGAUGGGCCCUAUUUUGAUGCACAUAAGUCAGGUGCAGAAGCUUCAUCUGUUGUGAACAUGCCGGAAGCAGAGACAGAUUUAGGUUCACUUAGUGAAGGUGUCUCAGAAAGUGGGAUCUUCUCCAUGACAGCCGUUGAUAAUCUUUUAGAUGCUGUUGUUUCUGGGACUCGCCCUACUUCAAAGCCGAGCUCUGAUGACAAUGUUUCCUGUAAGACAUCAGCGACAAGAAUCAGUAGCUCUUCUGUUCCCAGUAGUUCUUUCUUGAAUAACAAUUUCAAUAUGCUAAAUAAAGAGCACAAGGACUCCCGUGGCAUUCAGAAGUCCCUUGUAAAAGCUGGAGUGUCUGAUUCUGGUUCUUUAAUGUCUGGCUGUAGCAAGAACGGAGCGGGGACGUGCUCCUUGAGUAACUCCUUUUAUGGAUCACAUAUUAGUUCUUGGGUUGACCAAGGUCACAGUAUAAAACACGAUAAUAAUGUUUCAACUGGGUAUUCCAAAAGGCAGGAUGGGAUGAUCAAAUCAAAUAGGAAGAGGCUAAAACCUGGCGAAAAUCCAAGACCAAGGCCAAAAGACCGGCAGAUGAUCCAAGAUCGGGUGAAAGAGCUGCGUGAAAUUGUGCCGAAUGGAGCAAAAUGUAGCAUUGAUGCGCUGUUAGAACGAACUAUCAAGCAUAUGUUGUUCUUGCAAAGUGUUUCAAAGCAUGCCGACAAGCUAAAACAGAUUGGGGGAUCCAAAAUCAUCAAUGAGGAAGGUAGAUUUCUCUUGAAAGACAAUUUUGAGCGAGGAGCGACUUGGGCGUACGAAAUUGGUUCACAGUCAAUGGUCCACCCCAUCAUAGUCGAGGACCUGAAUCCACCCCGUCAAAUGAUUGUGGAGAUGCUUUGUGAGGAGCGAGGUUUCUUUUUAGAAAUAGCUGAUAUGAUAAGAGGAUUAGGAUUGACCAUCUUGAAGGGUGUGAUGGAAACUCGCAAUGAAAGGAUCUGGACUCGUUUCGCUGUAGAGGCUGACAGGGAUGUUACGAGGGUGGAGAUAUUUAUGUCACUAGUACGCCUUCUCGAGGAAACCAUGGAGAGCAGUCCAUCGGCCGCUAAUGCCAUUGAUGGUAAAACUCCGAUGGUGUGCCAUCCCCUCACUCAAGCAACCUCUAUACCUGUGACAGGCGGUCACAAUGUUUUGCAGUGAAAGCCUUGCCUUGCUUGCAGUUUGCCUCCUCCUGGAUAUGUCGAGAGCGAGUCUCUUACUAUGGCUUGCUAUGACUGACAUCUACUCCAGUCUCGAACCAUCAAGUGUUUCCGACCUUGAUGAGCUCACGCUGCUCUCAAAUCCAUAAGUUAACACGCUGCAUCUUAGGGUUAAAAUGCAGCAUGUUAACUUUUGGACUACUGUCCGACCCAAGAAAAACUUUGCGGACGACUGAGGGUCAUCCCUUCGGAGAAUCCGUUUCGUGAUAACAGGAGCUCUGUUGGGAGCGAUGAUGAUAUGCAAAUUAGCCUAGAUAAGAGCCCCUGCGAGUUCUCGUCCUAAACCAGUUGAUUUGUGGCAGGGUUUGAGGAAUCAAAGAGUCGUGUUCUGAGAUGUAUAGAGAACGUGUACUGUGGCUGGUCAAUGUGUGUUUCUUCCUUGUCA
Molecule: messenger RNA, 4569 nt
Organism: Syzygium oleosum
Lineage: Eukaryota; Viridiplantae; Streptophyta; Magnoliopsida; Myrtales; Myrtaceae
Product: transcription factor LHW-like
Exons: 10
Coding region: 1432-4125 (897 amino acids)
Biological process (GO): regulation of DNA-templated transcription
Molecular function (GO): protein dimerization activity; DNA-binding transcription factor activity
Source: RefSeq, a predicted model, not a curated record